AUGACGUCCGGUCGUAUCAUCAUGCAGCUGAUCGAGGCGACGCCGAUCGAUCCGUUGGAUGUACCUCGUGGCUGGACCGUCCAAGAGCUCAGUGCACAGCACCAUACGUUCGUCAUGGCGCACAUCUGGACCAAGAUCAAAGACCUUGCAGCAGUCGUUGCACAAAGCAUUGUCGUCCAACGCCGCCAGAAGACGGCGAUGAAUUUGCUUGCCAGCGCGCUAAAGCUGCCAGCAGGCUCGUCAAGCAACUCGUCCUCGAGCGCGCCAACGACAGCUGCGCAGAUUGUCGCUGAUGAGAUUUACGUGCUGCAGUCCAUUACUGACCAGGACGACUGGCCUGAACCUGCUGACCUUUGCCAAUGGUAUGCACAAAAGCAUAAUCAGAUGUCAUGUAUCUCGCAAGUUGCGCUGGCCGUUCUCGCUAACAAGUCGUCAUCGGGCGGACUCGAGUGCGACCUGGGCUGUAUGACCGAUGUGAUCGCUCCGAAACGGUCGGCGAUGCGUACUGGCAUGGUAGAGAUCAACAUGUUCAUCAAGAUCAACAAGAAACUGAUGAAAACCAAUCCUGCAGACGUCGUCUUGCUAGACAAGAAAUGGCAGGAUCGCAUUCCACGUCGCCCUGCCAUGGCACUGUACGAUGUGGAACAGGACGGCAUCGACAGCGACGACAACAGCUUUGAUAUCGAGGAGAUUGGUGAUGACGACGCCGCGCUGUGCUAA
Marchantia polymorpha subsp. ruderalis is the source of this 720-nucleotide messenger RNA. The record is from the annotation of a GenBank genome assembly. Lineage: Eukaryota; Viridiplantae; Streptophyta; Marchantiopsida; Marchantiales; Marchantiaceae.